CAUUGGUUCUGUGAGAGCGCAGACGACAACAUGCCCUGAUAUUUCAACCAGAUAUUCGCACCAAAGUUGGCUAAAAGGUGUUUCGAGGAGUUUUUGAGAUGUGACAACGCCAUAGACUAUGAUGUGACCACAUAACACUGGGAUUUAACAAGUUUUGAGUCAAACUGGAUGCGUCUGUACGGUUUUAUUAAAGGAUUUAUGAUGUGUUUAGACUCUUAAACUAACAAUAUCAAUAUGGAGUUUAGGUCGUUGAUUCAAUGGAUAUACGGUUGUAUCCCUCUCAUACUGACGGGGAUCGCCUUUGCAUAUGGCGGCUGUCCGGGGGACAUACCAAUGGCGGUAUCGCACUGCAUGACGGGAUUCGACGCACAAGUCCAGAUGUUGGGGGAACCGGACACGAUAUUUUCAGGGAUAGAUGUAGAAAGUAUUCGCGUCAUGUGCUCGACGUAUAUGUCGAGCAUGUUGUGUAUAGCGAUGAUGAGGAAGAGUUGUCCAGCGAAACAGCAAGAAAAAAUAGAUAGUAAAAUUGAACACGUCUUAUAUCUUAGAGAUUUAUGCACUCGACAAAAUUUUUACGAAUUGUACGCUAUGCAUCAAACGUGUUUCAGUCGACUCCGGUCGAAAUCUUCAGAGUGUUAUACUAAUUUCGAAUUGAAUACGAAUUCAAUAAUGAAGCUGGCGAUGACGGGGAACAGGCCAGCCAUCAAAGAAUGCUGCAGACGCCUGGACGUUCUCCUGGAGUGUGUCAACAAGAACGUGGAGACCGGCUGCGGGGUGGGGGCCACCAGCCUGGUCGAAGACCUAGUCCGACCCUCAGUCAAAAUAGGCCUCAUCUGUAAACUGGAAGCAAUCACCACCACACCGCCACCCCCUCCCACCACAAAGCCGAGGAAACCCCCAGAAAAGCCCUACUCUCCUCGGAAGAAGGACAGAUACAAGACGAUCAAGGGUGCAGGAUCAAGAGUGGUGCCCUCUAUUGACAUUGUUUUAGUGAUUGGCCUCUUACUUGCAAGAACUGUCAUGUGAUCAUUACAUCACAACGCUUGGAUUCUAAUUGGAUAAAUGACUUGUGCGGUGAUGGAUUUUUAAAAACGACAUUUUGUAAGUAUGCACGUGACGUGAUCACGUGGCGUCAUGUGACGAGUUGCGAGAUUUUACGUGAUGCCUUUGAACUCCGGAUGGAAGUAGGGUAUUUGUGUACAGUUUUGUAAUCAUUGAUAGAAUCACCGUGAAAGUUUUCACAAAAUAUUUGUAAAGAAAAACUUGAGUAUUGUAUCGCUUUCAUUGGAUGAUGGGAUGAGAGGUGCCGGUGCUACAUGUAGACAGGGGAAGUUGAAACAAUUUGUUGCUCCGGGAGCACCCCGGAAGACAGAAAGUAGGUGGGAUGGGACGGGUUAAUGAAUGGAGAAUUGUCAAAAAUAAGGUCUAUACAUGGUCUUAUUGAACUGUCGAGGAUGAUAACAAAAGGAUGUUCAGUCCGAAGCAACGUCAUCUACGCACAGCUAGAGAAACUCAGUGACCUGGUAUUCUCUCCAGCUAGACAUCUGCCUACUAAUGAGUUACACAAUAUUGUACUUAUUGUUGGGUUUCAAUCGCCAUCUGAUGAGAAAUAUCACAAACCACAACACGGACUGGUCUGUCGUGAGCAGAUGCCCCUGCUGAAAUUGGCGAGUUCCGUUGCGAACGCCGGAAAAGUCUCUGUCAUGUUUUGUGAGUGGGUUGUAGGAUGGCGCGGGAGAGGGGAGGCGGGGACGGGGUUGCAUUGCAUGAUGUAAUGGCCAGUAAUAUGCCGAUUCUUUAAACUAGUAUGAAUGGGAAGGCUGUCUCAUAUUUUAAUCUGCGAGACGGACAAGUUCAGUCGUUACGUUGACUCGCCCUUGCCGUUGUAGGCCUACGACCUCCAUGAAAGUUAUUUCGUCGGGUCGAUGUUAUCGAUAUUUGCCCUGACAACCCUUUGAUAAGGCAGCAGAACAAUGGAAAUCUAGGCCGAGGUACGAGCGGGUUUUGUUUAAAUACAAUAGACCGUGUAUUGGGCGAGGCCUAAUUCUUUUAACUGCGUGGUCGGGGUAAAAUAAGGCCAUGAUGGUAACUAUAGGUGACAUGCUUGAAGUUCAGCAGGUUCAUGUUCAUGUAUAUAAGAAUUUAAAUGUACAUAUAACGUAGAAACAUUAAUUUCAUAAUUGUAAGCCGUUCGAUUGCACAAUCCAAUACUCCGGUUGAACGGGAGGGGGGGGGAUGUGCGAGAUUCACGUGAGAAUAAGUCGCCCUGCAAACGAGAGAUUUUUGUUGUUGCAACCUGCGAUCAUCGUUUUGAGUACGGCUUAAUCUCAUACCUGGUAGAUAAAAAUCCUUACUGUAAAACCUUCUAUGAGCUAUCUAUCCCUGAUGAGGAGCUCAGAGAUGUUUCUACAGUAUUUUCGAUUUACCAUAUCAUCACUAGUUAACCAUUUUCACGAAAGAACAUUUCGUACCAAGAAACGCACCUGUAGCAGAAGCGCAUCGCAUACAGGCGAUUUUUAUCGCAGCAUGCAAAAUUACUUUUCGCAUCGCUUGUCUGCAAGAGUCAUUACAGAUAUCUACGAUACGAAUCUGUCAUUGAGGUUAUGUAUGUGUGAACUGACACAUCGCUGCAAUCAAAAUCGCUUGUCUACCGCGCAAUUUACAAUUUUACUUCGGGCCUGCUACAUUGCGAAAAAAGUGUUGGCCUGGAAAGGUACUAUGAAGACAGAUGGACGAUGCCUGUGCAGAGCGUCAAUCGCAGCGCUAGUAAAUGUUGAUGUGGAUACGGGCCUUUUGCAUAGAGCAUGCCACCUGCAGCAUUCCUUUUCCCCCGGCCGGGACCUACCCAAACCGCUUAAAGGCCAUAGUCAAAAGCUCAAUAUCAAGUGACUGAGUGAGAACGGCGGCAAGGUCAGCCGCAGCUCUCUUCUAAUAGCUUUCUGGUCCACGGCCAUGAAGACAAAUUGGGUGAAAAAGGUCUUCGGAACAGUGAGAAUUUUCAUUUCCCUAGCAUAACUUAGCCCUUGCGUUUGCACAGUUUCGUAAGACACCUGUGAGCCAUCUAAUGGACACGAACAAUGUUAUUUGGGUUUGACUGUAAACUAUGCUGUGUUAAAUUAAAUUAUGUAUCAUUAAAUAUGUGGCCAUAUUUCGACGAAAUGUAAUUCUCUUGAAAUUUUAAUAAAGAUUAUGAUUUCGAAGUUA
This is a messenger RNA of Lineus longissimus, 3204 nucleotides long. RefSeq lists its product as uncharacterized. NCBI's taxonomy places the organism in Eukaryota, Metazoa, Nemertea, Pilidiophora, Heteronemertea, Lineidae. The transcript has 6 exons. The record is from RefSeq and is a predicted model, not a curated record. Bases 235 to 1026 code for a protein of 263 amino acids.